AUGGCCCCAAAUAUGUUCAAAGGUUAUAAUGGAAAACGUGCGAUCAGGGUUAGCCAUUCGGCGCCCAUACAGAGGGAAGGCCAACCAAUGAAAAAGCCAAGACUUACUAAUGAUGGCAGAUCCGAAGUGACCCCUACUGUCCAAGUCAACAAACCCGCACAGAAUAGCAAACCUGAAGUGACCAAGUCGUCAAAAUUAACAGACAUACUACCUCCAUCUACUGAACGUCAAACUGGUCGCAGGUUGUUCGAUAUAUCUUCCACUUCAUCAUCUUCAAAAAGUACAACUUCCAAGAAAUCUUCAAAGGACUCCUUGGUGAGCCCUGAUGUUUCAGUUCAUGCGGAAAAAUCAGGACAGAAAGUUUUUGAAAAAGAAUAUCAAGUGGCCAGUGUUUCAGCGCCAGAAUAUCACCCUACAGAUAAAAAAGAAAUUAUGUUAAAAGGAUUAGAAAUCCAGCAGAAAGAGCGAAUCGUGUUAAACGUAGGAGGAAGAUGCUUUGAGAGCAGCCGGCAAACUUUGCAGGCUGACCCUAGUUCCCACUUGUCAGUAAUGACAGCAAGAGACAUGUGCUCUUCAAGCAAUGGGACAGAUGAUAAAACGUAUAUUUUGGACAGAAAUCCUAGAUAUUUCGAUUUCAUAUUAGACUACCUCAGAUCGUCAGAUUACAAUUAUAAGCUCCUCCCCACUGACAAAUGCGUACUGAUACAGAUCCAUAUGGAAACCACCUAUUAUGGACUUCCCGGGCUAGUACACUCAAUUGAAGAGAUAGAGAAAGGAAAGUAUAUGCCAUCUACCUUGUGGGAAGACUGA
This is a messenger RNA of Ostrea edulis (European flat oyster), 810 nucleotides long. RefSeq lists its product as uncharacterized. Lineage: Eukaryota; Metazoa; Mollusca; Bivalvia; Ostreida; Ostreidae. The transcript has a single exon. Bases 1 to 810 code for a protein of 269 amino acids. Gene Ontology annotation, biological process: protein homooligomerization. Gene Ontology annotation, molecular function: protein binding. The record is from RefSeq and is a predicted model, not a curated record.